GAAGACAAUGAGCCCUCAGAGGUUACAUCGUCCAUUCCUACCGAGCCACCAGUAUCGAACGAGAUGCUCAUCUCCAGUCCAGAUCCUCAGACCAUCGAGCUCGAAGGACUCGACCCUUUCCUCGUCGAUGACCCUGACAACCCAGUGUCUGACUCGGAGCCUCCCACCGCUCGCCCUCCUCCCCAGCAACCAGCACCUUCCGCCGAGUCUCACUCGAUUCCAUCUGCUGAGGAGAUCCCUCUCACCGUUCAGGCACCCUCGGUGUCGGACGCAGCCUCUCCCCGACUUAAUCUUAACAAGCCGGUCCCCAUCCCUCCCCCUUCGCCAUCCGACACGGAAUCAUCCGAGUCAGACGCACCUGUGAUCUAUCUUCCACAGCUGGUUCUGCCGACGAUGUUCCUCCCCAUUCCGAAUACGGACCCGUUGACUACGCUCUUGGUGAAAUACAUUCCGAACCCUGAAAUGCGGCCCAAGAGAGACCUGACCGGCGAGUGGGCCAAGACAGACUUCAACACGCUUGUCAUGACGAACAGCUGGAGAGCACUUGCUCGACAGGCUCGGGAUCGCCUUGUGCAGACCGACCCGGAGGAUCUGAAUCUAGUACUCAGCCUGUGGUACCUCCGAGUCUCUUCGCUUGCCCGUCUACGGCUCUUCAACCAGACCUCGGCCGAGAUCACCAACCUGUUCACCGGCCUCGCUGCUGCACCCCCCGCCGCACGGACGCACGUCUUCGAGAACAUCUUGCCGUUUGAGCUCGAGGUCCUCCGCGCUCGCGUCAAAUACUGGUCAGGCGACCCAUUGGGGUACCUCGACGCCCUCGGGGCGUUGCUGCGCAAGUGCAAGCGCAAGGCGCGUGCGGCGCGUGGAGAGCGCGGGGCUGGCGACCGGCAGAUGUGGAUGGAGCGAGGCGCGCGCGUGAGCCUCAUCGUCGCGUCGCAGUUCAUCGAGAUGAAGGACUUUGCGGCCGCGACGAAGCUGCUGCAGCCGCUGCUGGACCAGCCGGUGCAGACGCAAGAGGUCCGGUCCGCCAUCGCGCGCAUAUAUCUCCAGGCAGGCCAUGUUUCUGCGGCCGAGCGGCAUUUCGCGGUCAUCGAGGCAGAUCCCGACGUCCCGCAGACGACGAAGGACAUGAACAGCGCGAUCCUCACCGCGGCCCGGGGGGAUUGGGCGAGCGCCAGCGCUCUGCUGGGGGGUCUGGUCGGCGAUGACGCGGAGAACUUCGCUGCCGUGAACAACUUGGCCGUCGCGCUGCUCAACCAAGGAAAGCUGAAGGAGGGCAUCGAAGUCCUCGAAACUGCGCUCCAGGCCUCGCCGUCAACACUCGCCAUGGCAGAACCCUUCCUGUUCAAUCUUUCGACGCUCUACGAGCUUCGUUCUGCUAUUGCGGCAGACAAGAAACGCGAUCUACUCAUCGAGGUGGCAAAAUGGGGUGGGGACGGGUUGAGGACCACGUGUCUCAAGAUGCCGUCU
This is a messenger RNA of Heterobasidion irregulare TC 32-1, 1470 nucleotides long. RefSeq lists its product as uncharacterized. NCBI's taxonomy places the organism in Eukaryota, Fungi, Basidiomycota, Agaricomycetes, Russulales, Bondarzewiaceae. Gene Ontology annotation, cellular component: TRAPP complex; Golgi apparatus. The record is from RefSeq and is a predicted model, not a curated record. The transcript has 8 exons. The annotation marks the transcript as partial. Gene Ontology annotation, molecular function: protein binding.